This is a messenger RNA of Aptenodytes forsteri (emperor penguin), 2280 nucleotides long. Its product is annotated as mesothelin-like protein. The coding region runs from base 1 to 2280 and encodes 759 amino acids. The transcript has 15 exons. Gene Ontology annotation, biological process: cell-matrix adhesion. The record is from RefSeq and is a predicted model, not a curated record. NCBI's taxonomy places the organism in Eukaryota, Metazoa, Chordata, Aves, Sphenisciformes, Spheniscidae. Gene Ontology annotation, cellular component: cell surface.
AUGGCGGGUGCGGUGCUGGGGGCUUCCAGGAAUGAGCCCGGACCGGCACAGCGGGACCGGCCCCAGGGCUCCAACCCGGCCAACCUGUUGUGUUUCUCCGCAGACCUCUUGAAAGCAGCAGCGGCUGCCCUGAUCGUCGGAGCCGUCCUGUCCGCCACCGAGCAACAUGCUGACCUCGGGACGCUGGUGUGUGACAUGGAGCCAGAGACCAUCGUGGCCUCGGACCCUGGCAUCCUGGAGAACCUGAAGCUCUGCCCAGCGCUGACGGGGGCCCAACGGGAUGCCCUCAAUGCUGUGCUCCUCGAGGGGGACACAGUAUACAGGGAUCCUUCGAGCUGGGAUUUAUGGACUCUGCAAAAUUUGGGGCCGCUUGUGCUGUCUUUGAACCAGACCACGCUGAGCUUGGUGGCCAAGGUAACGCGGGAGGCUUUCAGCAGGAGCAUCGCGGCCGCGUACGGCAGCCAGGGACGUUCCCAGCGGGAGAAGUCCCUGACCCUCCUCAGGGCCUUUGCAGCAGCAUCGGCUUCGUCUCAUCCCAGGCUGAAGCGGAGCGCAGACUGUGAGAGGAAACGCCGUCUGCCUGACGUGCCCUCCCUGCCCGCAGGCUGCCCGUUCGCGCCCAUCACGGCCAGCACCGUCUCUGACCCCCUCUUACUCAUCGGCUACGACACCAGCGAGCAGUUCGACCUCUGCCUGAGCAACGAGGUUUUGAAAGCAAACCUGGAGCCUCUGCUGGAACAGCCGCUCACCGUGGAGUACCUCCGGGUCAUGAAAAAAAAGCUGGAGCAGAUUUACCCGUCAGGGAUCCCGGAGGAGCAGCUGAAGCUGUUGGGGCCGCUGUCCCGCCAGUACACAGCAGAGGAGAUCAGCCUGUGGCUGGUGACAUCCAGCGACACGCUCUCCGCCCUGCUCGACCCCUCGCAUGGCAAGUGGGAGGCUCCCCAGGUCCGGCAGCUGCUCAGCAGGUACCUGGCCCUGGGGGGCACCUUGACCGGGCCCUUGCUUCGGAAAGUCGGUGGGAGAAACCUCUGUAAUCUGCAGGAGGAGCAGAUCAAUCAAAUAUCUCCAGAAGCAAUCAGGACUGCUGGACAAUUAAACAUUUCUUCUUGCUCUCAAACCAAGAAGGACCAACUCUACAGAAAAGCCCAGGAGGCCUUUGCUGGCCAGGCUGGCACCACCGAGGCGUAUUACUGCAGGAUUUGGCCGUACCUGGGUGGAGCUCCAGCAAAGGACCUGAAAGACUUGGCUAAAACUGGGGUUGCCAUAGACAUGGACAUGGACACCUUUCUUGCCCUAAAUCCUGAUGAACUGCAGAAACUCAGUGUCACGGAUGUGAAAAAUUUGCUUGGGGAAAACCUCCCUUACCUGAAGGAAGCUGAAAAUGAGACCUCGGUGAUGCGCUGGGUGAAGAGACAGUCCCAGCGGGAACUGGACUGUACCCUGGGAAUUGGACUGCAAGGGGGGACGGGGGACCCCGGCCCCGCCCCCACCCCAAGCGCUAUCAGCCCAACCCCCCUUAACAGCACUCCCCCACGCGCUUACACCGCUGCCCCCAGUGCUGCUGCGAGUCCUGCUGCCACCUCCACCGCCCGACCUGCUCCGACCACUGGGUCCAUCAUCCCAUGCUCCAUCCACCAGUCUGCCACUUCAAACAAGGCCACCCCCCCCGCUGUCACCCUCCUCACCACCAUCUUUGCUGCUGUCAACCCCAGUGCCACCUCUCCCAGCUCCGUCCCACCCCCUGCUCUCACACGCAGGGCCACCACCACCAGUGUUGUUACUAACCCGGCUGUUACCACCCGCAACACCAGCACCCCACUGGUGUCCAUGACCCCCCCGGCACCUGGGGGUACCGCCCACCCCGCUCCUCACCCUUGUCCCUUGUCCCCCCACAAUGCUCCCAGCACCCUUGUCCCUAACUCCACCUCUGCACCCACUGCCACUGCAGCCACAGAGAUGAACCUCCUUCCCCACAAGCCCACCCUGAUUCCCAACUCCACCGUCUCCACCCAAAAGAGUGUUGUCUCCUCAACAGCCAAGACUACAACAUUGGCUUGCAAGACCGGUGCCCCUCCAGCAUUUCUCGGCCCCUCUUCCACCACCACCAGCAGUGAGGUCCCUAAAAAAACACCCGCAGGCGUGCCAGAGCCACUGAGACCAACACCUGGCGGCUACAUCAACCUGCAACCUGAAGCUGGAUCAGGAUCCAGACUCUCCUCCUGCCUAGCGCACGUACUGACGGCAGCCGUGGGAAGCUCGCUGCUGCGAGGGCUUCUCUGA